AGACUUGAGUAACCAUACACGUUUCCUAACGCACGCGAUUACGGAUAUACAUGUGGUACCAGUAUGGCUUUGCAGCCCUAGUUCUUUCUUAUUUGUUCUCACUGAACCGAUCAAAUGCCUUCCAGCAACAAGCUCAUUCGAUGGAACCCGGACCCAGUCAAACUGCACCAAACCCAAGUUACCCAACCCUACCAAUACAAAAUCAAUCCAAAAAUUUGGAUCCUAGCCAUGUUCAUAAAUUCAAUAAGAUACUAUGGAGGGGCGACAAAAAAAAGCUUCAAAAAAAUGGAACAGCCAAUGGAGAAAGAGUCCGUCCCGUAUCUACAGAAUCCACAACCAAAGCUACAAAACUAAGUAAGCGAAAGUGAACUUCACCUGCCAAGCAAUUAUUGAACAGCCUUAUCCCAUAUCUUAAUCUUCACCAGCCGGUGACCACACCUACCACACCUAAAAUGUGAAGGGAAAAAGGAGGCAAAGAAUCAAGGUGCUUCUUCAAUAAACCAUUUCACGCGCACAAGAAAGAUGUCUGCUGCGACUCCGCCAACGGCGGCGACGAUAUCAGAGGCGACAGCAGCCCUCGACCGCCCGCUCAACGCGAUUGGCUUUGAGUACGAGCUCAUAUCGCCGCAAAGAGUCACAGGAAGGCUCAAAGUCACAGAGAUAUGUUGCCAGCCUUUUGGCGUGUUGAAUGGAGGAGUUUCGGCGAUGAUGGCAGAAUCGGUGGCGAGCUUGGGAGCGUACGUGGCGUCCGGGUUCAGGAGGGUGGCUGGGGCUCAGCUGUCGACGAACCACAUCAAGGCGGCUCUCCUGGGGGACCUUGUGCAGGUGGAAGCCCUGCCGAUUCAAGUAGGAAAAACUAUUCAGGUAUGGGAGGUGCAGCUGUGGAAGAUGAAUCCUUCAGCGAAAAAAAUACUGCUCUCAACAUCAAAGAUUACUUUAGUAUCAAAUCUUCCAGCAUCAGAUGACAUGAAAGGCUAUGAAGAAAUUGUCAGAAAAUAUGCGAAGCUUUGACGCUUGCAGCUUACCAUGCUCUCUUCUCUCGUUUAUGGGCACAGUCCUAACUUAUUAUCGUACAGAAAGGAUUGGUUUUUUUUUUUUUUUUUUGAGUGAGAACAUUUAAACAGCAUACACUCAUGUAUAAAGUUUCAAUCUUAAUACAUAUUGGCCCCUUGAAGUGCAA
Messenger RNA from Asparagus officinalis (garden asparagus), 1180 nucleotides. Its product is annotated as 1,4-dihydroxy-2-naphthoyl-CoA thioesterase 1. Bases 523 to 1011 code for a protein of 162 amino acids. The transcript has 3 exons. Gene Ontology annotation, cellular component: peroxisome. The record is from RefSeq and is a predicted model, not a curated record. Gene Ontology annotation, molecular function: 1,4-dihydroxy-2-naphthoyl-CoA thioesterase activity. Gene Ontology annotation, biological process: phylloquinone biosynthetic process. Lineage: Eukaryota; Viridiplantae; Streptophyta; Magnoliopsida; Asparagales; Asparagaceae.